This is a messenger RNA of Rana temporaria (common frog), 5198 nucleotides long. RefSeq names its product mitogen-activated protein kinase kinase kinase 13 (gene MAP3K13). Gene Ontology annotation, molecular function: JUN kinase kinase kinase activity; ATP binding. Gene Ontology annotation, biological process: protein autophosphorylation; JNK cascade. NCBI's taxonomy places the organism in Eukaryota, Metazoa, Chordata, Amphibia, Anura, Ranidae. The coding region runs from base 359 to 3232 and encodes 957 amino acids. The record is from RefSeq and is a predicted model, not a curated record. The transcript has 13 exons.
UCAGCUCAUCGUGGACGUCACUGCAAGCUCCGUGCUGAAUCCUAAAGCAGCUCGUCCCUCUCCAUUCAUGAAUCUCCUGUGACGUCAGAAGAGCCCUGGGCUCCCUUUGCAGUGGGCUGCAGGAUUGUGUGGGUGGUAUCUCCCCAUCCCCUACAAUUCCAUUUUCCAAAGCCCCUUUCAGCCUGCUGGUGUAUCCGUAUUUCCCGGUGCGUUCCCAGUGCUUUCUUCUCCCCGGCAUCCUUAGAGACACAACAUGGAAACCAGGCUAAUGCAGCAGUAUCCAUGUGAUCUACAUUCCAAUACAAAGCAGAGCUGAAGGAACCACCCAGAGAAACGGUGUCUUGGGGGUGGCUGCCCCAUGCACAUCCAUGUUACAAUGGCCAGUCCGCACAAGCCCUUGAGUUGGUCAUCUUCUCCCAAUCUUAUUGUUGACACUAUAAGGGAAGAUAAAGAUUACAUGUUGGGGUUUGGUGAUCCAGCUACUACAAGUCACCUUCAGCCUCCAGAAAACCAAGAAAAGUGUGAUAACCUAGAAAAUGCAAGUAGCCCAGUGACUGCCGCUGUCCUAACCUCCAUCAGCGAGGACUCAAGAGACCAGUUUGAAAACAGUGUACUACAGUUAAGGGACCAAGAUGAAGCGGAGAAUACUGCACCUCAGGGCACCAGCCACUCAGGAGAUGGAGGCAGUAAUAGCGGCCCUGAAGAUUUCAAGAUACAUUUCAGCCGUUCAGGAAGUAACAAUGGUGGCUUUUUAGAAGGACUUUUUGGCUGCCUCCGACCUGUAUGGAAUAUGAUUGGCAAGGCUUACUCUACAGAUUAUAAGCUGCAACAGCAAGAUACUUGGGAGGUCCCAUUUGAGGAGAUUUCGGAGCUGCAGUGGCUGGGUAGUGGGGCACAAGGAGCCGUUUUCCUGGGGAAAUUCAAGGGAGAAGAAGUGGCCAUCAAGAAAGUGAGAGAGCAGAAAGAAACUGACAUUAAACACCUAAGAAAAUUAAAGCACCCCAACGUUAUUGCGUUCAAAGGUGUUUGUACACAGGCCCCCUGUUACUGUCUUAUUAUGGAAUACUGUGCCCAUGGACAGCUUUAUGAGGUACUCAGGGCUGGGCGGAAGGUAACCCCAAGACUCUUGGUGGACUGGUCAACUGGGAUCGCUAGUGGCAUGAACUACCUCCACCUGCACAAGAUCAUUCAUAGGGACCUCAAAUCACCCAAUGUCCUAGUCACACACACAGACACAGUAAAAAUUUCAGAUUUUGGAACAUCCAAAGAACUCAGUGACAAAAGCACCACAAUGUCAUUUGCUGGUACCGUGGCAUGGAUGGCUCCCGAAGUUAUUCGCAAUGAGCCUGUGUCAGAAAAAGUGGACAUCUGGUCUUUUGGAGUUUUGCUCUGGGAGCUAUUGACUGGGGAGAUCCCAUACAAGGAUGUGGAUUCAUCAGCCAUUAUCUGGGGAGUGGGCAGCAACAGCCUCCAUCUUCCUGUUCCUUCUACCUGCCCUGACGGCUUCAAAAUCCUCAUGAAGCAGACAUGGCAAAGCAAGCCCAGAAACCGGCCAUCAUUCAGGCAGAUUCUUAUGCACCUGGACAUUGCUUCCUCUGACGUCCUAGGAACUCCACAGGAAACAUAUUUUAAAUCACAGGCUGAGUGGAGGGAGGAAGUAAAGAAACAUUUUGAAAAGAUUAAAAGUGAGGGGACCUGCAUCCACCGUCUGGAUGAGGAACUGAUCCGCAGACGGAGAGAAGAGUUACGACAUGCACUGGAUAUUCGUGAACACUAUGAACGCAAGCUGGAGAGAGCCAAUAACCUAUACAUGGAGCUCAGUGCUAUCAUGCUGCAGUUGGAAGUCCGAGAAAAGGAGCUAAUCAGGCGUGAACAGGUUGUAGAGAAAAAAUACCCUGGAACUUAUAAGCGCCACCCUGUCCGCCCGAUAGUUCAUCCAAAUACUGUUGAGAAAUUGAUCAAAAAGAAAGGGGUACCUUCUAAAUCUACAUCUCACACUAGACGGCCUGACUUACUGAAAUCAGAUGGCAUAUCUAGUGUGGAGGCAAAUGUACCCAGUUCAUCUCCCAUAUCUGGAAGUCCAAAGAUAUCAUCAGGUGGGAAGAGCCGAUAUCGAAGCAAACCACGUCAUCGGCGAGCGAACAGCAAGGGCAGUCAUGGUGACUUCAUGGGCAUUUCAAAAAACCAGGACUCUCCUUCCCUUUCUCAAGCUGCUCGUCAUCUUUCUCCUGCAUCUCCCCCAUUUACUCCACCAAGUCCCCGCCAUGAUCCAGUCCAGCCUGCGUUAUCUCGACAUCAAACCCUCAAUAUGCAUGGGCAGAAUAUUGCCAACUGUGCCAACAACCUGCGGUACUUUGGCCCUGCAGCUGCACUAAGAAGUCCUCUGAGUUGUCAUGCUCAGAGGUGUAUGUCUGGCUCUAGCCCUGACCUUCUCUCCAGCACCCUGGAAGCUGACAGCCGCUUACAAACAGAAAACUGGGAGCCCUGUCAGCAAGACUCUUAUGACUCUUGCCUGAACUGUGCUGAAGCCUCUUCUCAGCCCAACCCAAACCCAGAAUCCUGGGAAAAUUCUAGAAGUGAAAAUCCAGAGCUACGGAACUCAGAGAGAAACCCACCAGAUUCACCAAGGCACAAUAUUAUGCAAGAAGGAACUCAGAUGAGUGGGCUAGAUCAGCUUCCUAUUAUCAGGGCAGCAGUCGGAGUGAGUUCUUUAACCAUCCCAACACCACCUGCUCUCCCACGAAGGAUACGCACUCUUAGAAAGAAUGGAGACGAAUCAUCUGAGGAAGAGGAGGGUGAGGUAGACAGUGAAGUUGAGUUUCCCCGAAGACAACGACCACCUCGGGGCAUGAAAAGCUGCCAGUCCUACUCUACUUUCAGUUCAGAAAAUUUCUCUGUGUCUGAUGGAGAAGAGGGAAACACCAGUGAUCAUUCCAACAGCCCAGAUGACUUGGUCAACAGCCGCAAGGAGCCUUUGGGGGACAAGUUGGAAGACUUUCUAUCUCAGACACCAGAAAUCCCUAUUGAGAUCUCAACACAGUCAGAUGGGUUAUCCGACAAGGAGUGUGCAGUGAGAAGAGUGAAGACUCAAAUGUCCUUGGGCAAACUUUGUGCUGAGGAGCACAGUUAUGAGAACCCAGGCAAUUUUGAGUCUGACUGUGAUUCAUCAGAUGGAGAGUGUUCUGAUGCCACUGUACGAACCAACAACCCCAUCAACUCCUCUACCUGGUGAAAAAGUAUUAAGUCUGCCAUUAGGACUAUUCACUUGGCCAUAUGUUUCCUACAUCUAGUCCUGAACUGUUAGAGCAAAGAAGACCCUCUACAUCCUUUUGCCCUUCCAACCUAAUACCUUUCCACCACUAGGUGAGGGGCAGCAAACUGUUGUAAAGCAAUAUUUUGUUGGUCCUCCAUUCCCACCCUCUUUUAGAAUUAGGAAAAACUGAAGUCUGCAAUAACGGGGGCCCAAAGACUUAUGGAGGAGCCCUCCUCUAAAUGAACAAGCUUCCUAAAGGGAGCAUAACCAUGAAUGGCAGGGAUAAAUAUUUAAGCAAAAUGUUCAAGGUACUGUAAAAUUCCAUAUUUAUUUUUAUUUUGUGUGUGUUUGGACCCUUUUUAUUGUAAGAUAGACUAAUAGGUGAAAAGUAUAUUAGCACUAAAUGAACGGAUCACUGGAAAAAAAAGCAUUGCAAUGACUCCUGAUGGACCUGCAGAGAUGCCUAAAGGUUUUGCUGCUGUUUUUUAGGGACCAAAUAUUGACUUUAUUUUUUCCAGUUUUAUUUUGUCUUGAAGAUUUGCCCUCUCAAUAUGAAGUCAGAGGGAGAUGCAGAGGCUUAAGAACAAAGCUUUGAAAACAGUAUCAUUGAAAAUAACCUUGUGGACAAAUUGGUCACUUCUGUUAGUAUUGCUGCAUGAUCGUCUAAACAGUAACGUGCUAGCAGGCAAGAAAAAUGAAGACAAAGACUGGCAAUUAUCGUUUUUGCAUUUUCUUACCAAGUAGAGUUGUUUUUCAACAAACUGUUGGUUAAGAAGUGGACCUUGUCUUCUACAAAUCCUUACCUUUUCAGUCACUGUUAGCAAUGACUUACAGGACAUUUUUUGCCCAUCCAAGUGAAACCCGGACCAGCAGAAGUGCAGCCAUCUUUAAGCUGUAAUGGGUGUAUGUUUUGGGCAAGCUUUUGAAGACUUUGAAGACACCAGCACUUGGAAAACUCCUGUGAUGUCUAGUUAUUAUUUUUUGUUUCUCCUGAAUAUAGAUCAGACAUCAAGGGGCUGAGAGGUCACCUACCAUCCCACUCAGGAGAGAUCCCAGCCAUAUUGUCCAUUGCCUCAUGACGGUGACCUUUCCCCUCUCUCCAUACACACAGGUCCGCUUCCCAUAGAGAUAAUGUCAUUAUCAUUUCAUCUUUCAUAAUUGCCUAAAAGCACAUGAAGUGAAUUUACAGGAUUGUUGGGAAUCAAGCAUGCCUAUAUUAUUUAAGGUUAGUGAAGCAUUGAAGAACAGUCAGAAUUCAUCAGGUAUGUGCUGAGGAGGUGAUCUGACUAAUAUCCCAUGAUGCACUUCCAACCAUCAAGACCCCACACAGACUGGACACCUCAUGGCCUCAGGAAGUGUCAGUGUUUUAACAACCUAGGAAAACUGAAAGGAAGCAAUCAAAUACAUAUUGCAACCCAAAAGUAUAUAUUUUUUGGCUUACCGUUCCCAUCUUUUAACAUAAUGUUGACUGGACAUUUUUAUUUCCCUUCAGAAAUAUGAUCCAAUUACCCCAUGUGAGCUACUGCACUUCACUUACGUUACAGGGAACAGAGUUUCUUAUUGGCUAAUGCAAACAUAUUUAUGUUUAAAGCCUUCUAAAAACUCAUUCAUGUUGUGUUCUGAGAAGAUCGUAUUUAUGUCAAGAGUUCUGCAUGUCACACCUUGUCAACAAGAAUCUACUUUAUUGUGACAUAACUCCAAAGUUAUUUAGCCAAUCAGAAUUCGACAUAGGAAGUGGAUCAUUCUUCCAUUUGAUCGUAUUAUGUUUUUUUCUUAUUAUUAUUAUUUUGUAUUUGUAUAUAUUCAGCCAUAUUUUUUACUAUGGCAGGUAAUUUAUUUCCCUGAAAACCUCAGGACCCAGACUCAGGUGACUUGUGAUUUAAAGAGGAGACCUUUUGCCUGCAGGCAGUCAUUUUGUAGACUGGACUAACAUUUAUGUGAAUGC